AAAUGUCUGGCAACUCUGCCGCUAUGGAGACGGCGGAGGUGAAUCUCAAUUCCGGUAACAGUAACUCGAACGACGGCGAUGCUACGACGGCGAUCGAGUACCGGAUUCUGAAAGCUAUCCGUUCUCGGGUAGCUUACCUAAGAGACACAGCAGACUCUUUUACAUUCGUGAGUAUACGAAGGAUGUUAGAGGAAACCAUGGGCUUGAAGAAACAUUCUCUGGAAGAUCAUAGGACAUUUGUAAAAAUGAAUUUGGUUCAGUGCUUAGAAGACGCUGAUAAUGAUGAGGCUUUGGAAAAUCCUCAAGAACCUGAGAGGAGCCGGACUGAGGAGCAGGGAGAAAGGAACGAUGUAAGGGAUGACACUGGGUGUUAUGAGGAGGAUAUGGAAUGUGCUGGUGAGAUGGCCCUUGGGACAGAAGAGAAGAGAUCCGAGAAGGUAGCUGCUAAAGAUAUGACUGUAAAGGGAAGUAAAGAUCUCAUGCAUAGUGAGAUACGGAGAGCCCUCAGAGAAAGAUCGUCGUAUAUCAAGGAUAAUGCGGAGACAACUACGAUGGGUUCUCUUCGACGGCUUUUAGAGGAAGAUCUCCAAUUGGAGAAGCUGACUCUUGAUCCCUUCAAGAACUUCAUCAACAAAUUAUUGGAUGAAGUAUUAGAAAUUGCUGAUGUUACUAAAAGUCAGACUGAGUCGGCUGGGAAAGAAUUACAGAAAUACGUCGAGAGCAUACAAUCUAAGGAAGAAGUAGCUGUAAAGAAGACAAGGGGCCGAAAAAGAAAAAUGAUAGUGAAUGACAGUGAUGCAGGAGAUAGUGAAAUCCCUUUUAAGCACACAAAGGAGACUGCAACUACUGUUUACGGAACGCGUGUUAUGCAUCUCAAAUCAGUCUUCAAAUCUUGUAGGAUGAGAGUUCCUCCUUACAUUUACAGGAUAGUCAACAAGGCUCCUGAAGAGAAACGUGAGGCUAUUCUAAUAGAAGAACUUGAGCAGUUACUUGCCAAAGAAGGGCUGUCUUCAGAUCCUUUGAAUAAUGGCAAACAUGUAGCUCGGACAAAGAGGGCAAAACAUCAAGAAACAGAUUCAGAGACUGACAGUGAUACAGGAGAUAGUGAAAAUGAAAACCCUUCUAAGCAGACAAAGGAGACUGCAAUUACUGUUUACGGAACGCGUGUUAUGCAUCUCAAAUCAGUCUUUAAAUCUUGUAGGAUGAGAGUUCCUCCUUACAUUUACAGGAAAGUCAACAAGGCUCCUGAAGAGAAACGUGAGGCUAUUCUGAUAGAAGAACUUGAGCAGUUACUUGCCAAAGAAGGUCUGUCUUCAGAUCCUUUGAAUAAUGGCCAACAUGUAUCUCGGACAAAGAGGGAAAAACCUACCGAUACAGAUUCAGAGACUGACCGUGAAACAGGAGAUAGUGAAAAUGAAAACCCGUUUAAGCAGACAAAGGAGACUGCAAUUACUGUUUACGGAACGCGUGUUAUGCAUCUCAAAUCAGUCUUUAAAUCUUGUAGGAUGAGAGUUCCUCCUUACAUUUACAGGAAAGUCAACAAGGCUCCUGAAGAGAAACGUGAGGCUAUUCUCAUAGAAGAACUUGAGCAGUUACUUGCCAAAGAAGGUCUGUCUUCAGAUCCUUUGAAUAAUGGCCAACAUGUAUCUCGGGCAAAGAGGGAAAAACCUACCGAUACAGAUUCAGAGACUGACCGUGAUACAGGAGAUAGUGAAAAUGAAAACCCUUUUAAGCAGACAAAGGAGACUGCAAUUACUGUUUAUGGAGAGCGUGCUGAGCAUCUCAAAUCAGUCUUCAAAUCUUGUAGGAUGAGAGUUCCUCCAUACAUUUACAGAAAAGCCAACAAGGCUGCUGAAGAGAAACGUGAGGCUAUUCUAAUAGAAGAACUUGAGCAGAUACUUGCCAAAGAAGGGCUGUCUUCAAAUCCUUCGAAUAAAGAGAUCAAAGAAGUCAACAAUAGGAGAGAUAUUUCAGAAGAGCUCGAGGGUAUUGAUGCAAGCAACAUUGUAUCAUCUUCAAGGAGAAGAUCCAUCACAAGUUUUGCACCUCCUCCAAAGCCGAGAAUAACGGCUGAAAGCGAGAGUGAGAGUGAGAGUGAUGAACCAGAAUAUUCUGAAAAUGAAGUGUAUAGCGAAGAAGAAGAAGAGGAAUAUAAUGAAGAAGCAGAAGGAAGUCCAAUCGAAGAAGAAGCUGAAGAAAGUCCAACCGAAGAAGAAGAAGAAUCAAGCAACGGGGAUGAUGAUGGAGAAGAAAGCAACUGAUAUAUAACAAUUAUCUCGACUUCGAUGCCUCUCAGUGUAGCUUAUGUUUGUUUGUAUCUGCUAAUGACAUUUUGUUACUUUAGUCUUUAUUCUUUAACCAUUGGUAUGACUCUGAAUUGGAUUUUGUAAAGAUGGUUUGGGUAUAAAAGGAUAACCACAGAUUAUGAUGAAA
Molecule: messenger RNA, 2433 nt
Organism: Capsella rubella
Lineage: Eukaryota; Viridiplantae; Streptophyta; Magnoliopsida; Brassicales; Brassicaceae
Product: eukaryotic translation initiation factor 5B
Exons: 15
Coding region: 3-2261 (752 amino acids)
Cellular component (GO): nucleus
Source: RefSeq, a predicted model, not a curated record